Messenger RNA from Scatophagus argus, 6290 nucleotides. It is a transcript of the gene pde3b, whose product is annotated as phosphodiesterase 3B. NCBI's taxonomy places the organism in Eukaryota, Metazoa, Chordata, Actinopteri, Scatophagidae. Gene Ontology annotation, biological process: signal transduction. Gene Ontology annotation, molecular function: protein kinase B binding; 3',5'-cyclic-AMP phosphodiesterase activity. The coding region runs from base 162 to 3485 and encodes 1107 amino acids. The record is from RefSeq and is a predicted model, not a curated record. The transcript is spliced from 16 exons. Gene Ontology annotation, cellular component: membrane.
UUCUGUAAAAACAACAUCUUACCUUCUUUCUUUAGUCCAAGUGCUGGAGCACGUUUGGGUGACCAUGGAGUGCGUUUGCUGUCAUGUAGUUCAGCGUUAAUACAGCGUGAAUAUUAGAAGAGGGGGGCUUUUGCGCGGAUACGAGGAGCCACAGUCGAGCCAUGGCUGCACGGGAUGAAGGAGAGGUUUUGCACAGUAAAAUAAGGCACCACGACGGAGCUGGAAGUGUAAACAGCUCAGAGGGCUUCAGGAACGGCUAUGUGAAGAGCUGCGUCACCCCUCUCAAACAGGACCGUCAGAGGGGAUUUUUGUUUAACGUGUGCAGGUUUUGCAACGAAGACAUUCUUAAUUCAAAAUUGUUGAAGGUCUCUGCCCUGUACGUCGGCGCGUUUGUAAUCUUGGCGGUUUCUUUCCUCAUUUCUAGGAGCUUGCAAAGUGACUCGCUUUGGGAUUUGCGGACUUUUUUGUCGGGCUUCUCCCAGUCCAUCAGUCCUUUAUUCAGCAUAGGAUGUGCUUUCUUCUUUCUAACGUUUUACCUGAGGAGGAAAAAGAAGGAGAGCAGCAAAUGUUGGCUCUUGUCACUGCCAGCAUCGUGUUACCUCGGGGAUUUUUUGGUUUUGCGGUUUUUGCAAUGGGGAGAGGACCAACACCAGAUGCAAAUGGUGGGCAGGUUGUUAUUCGUGUUGGGAUGUGUGGGUCUGCUCACACUGAUCCCCACUCUGAAACUCAAACACAGUGUUCUCAUACUGGUUUUUGCCAGCGUUGUGUGGCUUGUUUCUUUCACAAGUUUGAGCGGUCUGCCUGCACUGCUCAGACCGCUCUUCGCCUGCUUUGCGGGGGUUUCUGGCUCCCUGUUGGGGCUUUGUUUUGACCGUUACUACCCGUCGAGGGAAGCGCCGAGUGGGGUUUCCACCGCGGAGGAAAAGGUCCCUGUGAUCAGACCGAGAAGAAGGUCCAGUUGUGUUUCACUGGGGGAAACGUCGACCAGCUAUUAUGGCAGUUGUAAAAUGCCUCGCAGACCUUCGCUGCCCUGUAUAUCCAGAGAGCAGAUGAUCUUGUGGGACUGGGAUCUGAAACACUGGUACAAACCACAGUAUCAGGGUGCAGUGGGCGGCAAUGGCGUGGACCUCUCAGUCAUCAACGAGGCCAGGAACCUGGUGUCGGACCUGCUCAUGGACUCAUCUCUGUCGCCGCAAACCAUUUCCUCUCUGCGCAGCAUCUCCAGCCUCAUGGGGACGUUUUCAGGCUCGUGCCGCCCGAAGGUCAACCCCUUCACCCCCUUCCCAGGUUUCUACCCCUGCGACGAGGUGGAGGACUCUGUAGAGAGGAGUGACAGGAAAACCAUCAAGGGUCUGAGCAGCAGAAACAGCCUCCCCACCCCUCAGCCCAGGCGGAGUUCAACCUCCUCCUCGUGCUCUGCGCUCUCUGCUCUCGACUCCGCCUCUUCGCGCUGGGAACGCAGCAACGGCAAGAGGCCUCACCCUGACCUCAGCUUGACCAGUCCAGGUCUGUCUAAUGGGCCCAAUGCAAACCUCCUCACCAUUCCCAAGCAGAGGUCUUCCUCUGUUACCCUGACCUACCAUGCAGGGCCCAGGAGAGCAGGCACAUCUCCGAGCCUGAGCCCAGUCACCUCACCGACCCACGGUCCCCUUGCAGUAGGUACAGGUUCCUCAUCGUCCCUUGUCACCCGACCGCCUGUGGAGUUCCCAGACACGGCUGACUUCCUGACAAAGCCCAGUGUCAAUCUGAAUCUGCACAAGCCUCUGGGCUCUACCCUCAGCUCACCCGAUUUCCAGCAGGUUUUCCGUAGCUCCACCUUCCCUCUCUGCACCAGCUGUGGUCGUCAGAUGCUCAAGGGAGUUUCCAGUGGCGAAGGAGGUGAAUCUCAUCUACCAUUUACCACUGAGGCUCAACGCAGGCGCUCGGCAGGUGAAGGGCUGGAGCACCAGGGAGAGCCUCUGAUCAGGGAAGAGAGCCUGGAGGUGGACGUGUCUGCGGAUGGGAGACCAGACGCUGCAGGGAGCCAGGGGCAAGCAGAGGAGGAGAAGGAGAAGAGCCCAAGCACAGACCAGCAGACUCAGGAAUCAGAGAGUGACCAGGAGCUCAAACUAGAUCCUGUGCUGGAGGACCACGAGGCUGUCAUGGAGAGGAUGAACACCUGGAACUUUCAGAUCUUUGACCUGGUGGACAAAACAGGAGGGAAGACCGGAAGGAUACUCAGCUACGUGACAUACAACCUUUUUCAGGAUACAUGUCUGUUUGAAAUUUUCAAGAUUCCUGUGAGGGAGUUCAUGACAUACUUCCGCGCUCUGGAAAAUGGCUACAGGGACAUUCCCUAUCACAACCGGGUCCAUGCUACUGAUGUGCUCCAUGCUGUCUGGUACUUGACCACUCGACCAAUCCCAGGGUUCCAGCAGAUUCAUAGUGAGCAUGUGACAGGAAGUGACACAGAUUCAGAUAGUGGGAUCUCUCCAGGCAGGAUAUCCUAUGCGUCCUCCAAAAGCUCCACGAUUUCAGAUGACAGCUAUGGCUGCCUGGCCUGGAACAUACCCGCCCUGGAGCUCAUGGCCCUUUAUGUAGCAGCUGCAAUGCACGACUAUGACCACCCCGGUCGCACAAAUGCCUUUCUUGUAGCCACUAAUGCACCUCAGGCAGUGCUGUACAACGACAGGUCAGUGCUGGAGAACCACCACGCUGCAUCUGCCUGGAGCCUCUACCUGUCCCGGCCAGAGUUCAACUUUUUGGUCAACCUGGACCACGUGGAGUUCAAGCGAUUUCGCUUCCUUGUCAUUGAAGCAAUUCUGGCCACAGACCUCAAGAAGCACUUUGAUUUCCUGGCUGAGUUCAAUGCUAAGGUGAAUGAUGUGAACAGUCCAGGAAUUGAUUGGACCAAUGAGAAUGACAGACUGCUGGUGUGCCAAGUGUGUAUCAAGCUGGCAGAUAUCAAUGGGCCAGCCAAAGUCCGUGACCUGCACCUCAAGUGGACAGAGGGCAUCGUCAAUGAGUUUUAUGAGCAGGGAGAUGAGGAGGCUAGGUUGGGAUUACCCAUCAGCCCCUUCAUGGAUCGCUCCUCCCCGCAGCUGGCAAAGCUCCAAGAGUCCUUCAUCACUCAUAUUGUAGGACCACUUUGUAACUCCUACGAUGCUGCUGGUCUACUCCCUGGCUACUGGAUUACCGAAGAGGGAUCAGAUGAAGACGAUGAAGAAGGGCAGGUGGACACAGACACAGAUGAAGAUGAGGAUGAUGAGCUAGAGGAUGAGCUUGCACCAAAAAGGAGAAAGAGCCGCCGCAGGUUGUUCUGCGGCAUCAUGCAGCACCUGACGGAGAACCACAAGGUGUGGAAGAAGACCAUCGAAGAAGAGGAGAAGAGCAAAGAGCUUGCUAAGCAGCAGCAGUCAGACAGCCUGCCGGCCAGCCUGCCCACCUCUCCGUCAGAUGACAUCCAGGUGAUCCAGGAGGAGGAGGAGGGAGAGGAACGUCAGUAGCAGGAGGAUGAGGCAGUACAAGGACAUGAGUUCCUCGACCGCCUUUUACCAACAUAAAUACACACACACACAAACAGACAGUUAACAUGCACACAAAUGCACAUUAAACACACUCGAGCUCCCCCCCCCUCACACACACACACACACACACACACACACACAUUGAAAGAGUCACUGUGCAGACACUCAGAUGCUAAAACAGUCACAUUGUUUUUGGAGAAACAAAAAGGCCUUACUACUGUGAGCGGAUCCUUGCUGCAACGGUGGGAGCCCAAUUCCUAUGCACUUUUUCACCCCAUAGAGAGUCCAGUGCACCCAGGAAAGAAUAAAAAGCACCAGAACUGUGGAGGAAGGUGCAGAAGAAGAAGAGUGUGGAGGGGGGGUUCAGCAUUAACUUGCUCUCCAUGGUGACCUGGCUGUGAUGCUGCCUUGAAUGCAAAGCGCUUACACCUCCCUUAGGUACAAAACAGUUCCUAUCUAUUUAAAAAUGGAAGGUAGAGGAAAAAAUAAUGAAGCAAGAGACAUCAUGAAGUGAAUGAUACCCUUUACCAAAGUGAACAGUUCAAAUACGGAAAGACAAGAGACUGAGACUGUUUCAGCCUCAAUGUCAGGUAUAUUUUUGAAUUAUAUAUAUACAUACAUAAAUGUAUAUAUAUAUAUAUCAAAUGUGCCUGUCCGAACCUUUACAGAGUCCAUAUUGGCCCAGAGCCUAGGCUUGUGUAGUUCUCUCUCUCUCUCUCCUUGCUGGCGACACGAAACACUGUAUCAGACUCAGUCACAGAGACAUUAUUGAAAUGUCGACUGAUUAAUAGCAUUAUAUCUGCAUCAUUUUUGAUGCUUUUACUCAUGUGUACCACCUGUCUCGCUCUUUUUUUUUUUUUUUUUCUUUUCCUGUAACUCUCCUUGCUUGAUUUUGUUUGAGUGUGUGAAUAUUUUUGGCGGGAAUGUGAUAGGUAGAAUGAGUAGGGAGAAAGAGAGCACAUUUUUUAAUUAUUUUAGUAUGUAAUUUGUGUGUAUGUGUCCUUUCAGUAAUGACUGGUUUCUAAAUCAGUGAAAUGUCCUCUGGUGUUUAACGUGUUGCAUUCAGAUCAGGAGUGCUGUUUCAAUGAAUGGAAUCUUCAUUUUCCUUUUUUUUUUUUGAUUCUAAGUAUUUUUUUAAAGGUUACUCAGGAUUCACGCAAAGUUGAAUACUUAUUUUGCAAGAACUUAUGUCAUUAAUAUGAAAUACACUUUAAAGAUUAAGAAAAUUAAAAUCUGCGUGACUGAAGUAGUUUGUAAUCUCUUAAUGAACAACAUGACUACUCACAAAUUCAAGCAAUUGAAAUCCUGUGUGACCGAGGAACGUACGGUAUGAGCUGUCUCUCGGCCAUUUAUACACUGUUUGCGUAACCUUUUUACAACCUCGCGGGACUGUCAGCGGACAGCAAAUGUUUCUCCUGCGGCAACACAACACAUUGAACAAUUUCGCAGUUCUUUAACAGUGUACUGGGUAAUGUUUUUUUUCCUCCAAAGUUCUCUGUAUUAUUUUUAAACAAACAGUACAAUGUCUACUCAUCUGUGCCUCAGUCGGUGGGCAAACACAGAUCUUUAGGCAAACUGAAAGCUCACCCAACUCUCUGUUUCCUCAUUAUUUUGUUUUUGCCAAACCCAUAACUCGGCCAGUGUGUAAAGAAGGGAUCCAGGGUUUCAUUUCAUUUUGUCUGGUUUAUAUGUGUGUAUAGUAUAUAUUAUGACGUGCCACGAGGCAGGUUAAAAAACUACUAGUUCUCUAUUUUUGUCUCUAAGAACUCUUGGCAUUCCACUAGAAUAAGAAGUUUUAUGAAAGGGAAGGCAGAAUUGUUGCCUCGCUCCUUUGUCACCUUAUUAAAUCAAAACCUCUGGAGAAAAUGUUAAGUAAGCAGUGUAAAUCAAGAUAGUAAUAUUUAAAGACAAAAACAUAGAUACAGGUGUGCACAUUUUAAUACCAAACAAGUGUUUAGCCGCUGUACAAAAGAGUAUGUGCAUAUAAAUAUAUAUUUUUUAAAUAAUCAAAUGAAUGCAUCUGUUUUCUACACACAGCUGACAUGUUGUACAUUGAGAUCCUGUAAUUACCAUUGUGUUUCCAGAGUUUUUACCUACUUCUAUUUACAGGUGUGGAACUGUGGGGUUUGGUGUUUUUGAUUUUUCACUUGGUUUCAGCCUCUACCUGUUGUGUAUCAUAACCACUCUUGUAUUCUUCAUUUUUUCUCUCUCUUUCUCUCUCUCUCUCCAUCUCUCUCUAUCUCUAUCACUGUUGUCUCAGUCGACCCAACUAGUGCCAAACUUUACCUACGUAACAGUAGUUUGCGGGCUGUGAAGUGCUGAUUGGCAAACUUUCUCUGGGCUCCAGUACUGUUCAUGCAAGAGAAGCACACCUUGAGUCAAAUAUUCCAGCCGGGCUCAAAGUGGCGGUGACGGUGACAAGAGUCAGAGUUGGACUCAGGUCAGAGCCAUAUACAUUCUGACAACUCUUUCGUCAGGGUUUUUUUUUUUUUUUUUUUUUUCCACAUGGACCCAUGCCGGAUCAUAAAGCCUCGGUAGCUCCUGACCCGACAUAUUCUGACUCAUUAAGUUGUAAAAGUUUGUGGGCUUUUCACUGUGCAGUCAUUCAAACCACAGUGUCCUCUGAUGAUUGUGCCAUAAAUACAUCUAUGAAUGGUUGUUACCCUUAUGUAGCAUCAAUAUACGUAUGUUUGUCUAAUGUAACCAUUCACCCUUAUCUACAUUGUGGGGGCAACUGAUUUUUGUUGUUAUUUAUAGCUGUCAUAAAACACCAUCCCUAAAUUA